AUGUCUCUAGAAGAGUUUUUCAACGAUAAUUCGUUGGGGGACUCUGUCUGGAAUGAAGAAGAUAUCAACCUGGAGGCGAUUUCGUCGCCACUAACAAAUACGACGAGUAUUGAUGUAUUGAAACAUACACCGAUAAGACUAGCGACUCGUGGAUCCGAAGAACCAUACGGUAAUUCUCCUGGUGCCACUCAAGGUGGGUUUCCAGGCUCUGCACAGGCUCAGGGCCCACCUUAUAUUGUUAAGUUCGCCCAUUUGCCUUCGCAAUUUACUGGGCCCGAAAUCGAGGAUCUUUUCCAAACUAAAUGCACCAAGUUCAUCAAGUUCAAACUGUUUUGGGAGCUCAACAAAAAACCAUCUGUUGGUGCCGCUUUGAAAAACUCUAGUUUUUUUGAUCUCAACUUCACACGCGACUCUAAAGUCGCUUUUACGGAGCUGUACUCCGCUCGGGACAUGGAUAAGAUUUUGAAUAAUUGGACUGAGCCUUUGCGUGAACUUUACGAUAUUGUUGUUACCCCGGCUGAUUUUGCAGAUUUCAAACACUAUAUUGAAAAGACUAAACAAUUGAACGAAGCGGAUGAUCCCGCCAAACCAUUUACUCCUAAAAAAACUUCCACCAAGUCACAAAGUGAUAAUCUAAAAUCCAAGUCAAAUCCAUUUGGGUCUGCUAAGCCUACCGACACUCAAUCCAUUACCAACGAUAUCGAAGACAAGUUCAAUAAGUUGCAUGUCGAAGACACGAAGACGCUCAGAAGACUAUCGAGUGAAGGUCAAGUAAAACCUGACAUGGGUACAUUUGAAGCUAAACCAAAACCAUUGAGCUACUCCGCUAUCUUGAAAAGGUCUGUCGAUGCUGCUGCUGCUCCACCUCCAGUUCCUCAAGUUUUAACUCCUAUAUUAAGGGAAGCCGAAACUAAUGAAGACGCUGUAGACGACAGUGAUGCCCAAACCAAUAAAGAUGAUAUAAAAGAGGAUGAAAACUUGGAUGAACAAGGACAAAAUUCUGAGGGCUUCACUUUUAGAGACUCUAAUCACAGAGGUUACAGUGGAUCUCGCGGUCGCGGCUCUGGUCGUGGAGGUCGUGGCGGACGUGGUGAUCGUAGUGAUCGUGGAGGUCGCGGAGAUUACGGAGAUCGUGGGAGUUAUCGUGGUCGCGGAACUGGUCGCGGUGGGUACCCAAGAGAUGGGGAAUCUGGUCGAAAGUACGACGAAUCGCGUCCUAGAGGCGGCAAAUUUCAAGGAUCAAGAGAUGAAAAUCCAUACUCGGUUUUCCGUCCGGCUAGUGGAUUCUUGAGAGAAAGUGUGAACUCUACUGGCUCUAGAGGCGGAAGAGGCGGUCGUGGACACUCGUCUGGUGGCGAUCGUGGAUACUCUUCCGGUGGCGAUCGUGGUAGAGGUGGCCAUCGUGGUGACCAUCGUGGUGACCGCCGUGGGUUCACCGCAGUGUGA
Messenger RNA from Lachancea nothofagi CBS 11611, 1446 nucleotides. NCBI's taxonomy places the organism in Eukaryota, Fungi, Ascomycota, Saccharomycetes, Saccharomycetales, Saccharomycetaceae. The record is from the annotation of a GenBank genome assembly.